ACCCCCCUAAAGAAGACUAACGCUCUCAUUGCGCAAAUGGGAAUAACUUUCCUAAAUGCAUACGUUCCCAGUGCACUUUGCUGUCCCAGUCGAGCUAGCAUUUUAACAGGAAAGUAUCCACAUAAUCAUCAUGUUGUCAAUAACACUCUGGAAGGAAACUGUAGCAGCAAGCUAUGGCAGAAGAUUCAAGAACCCUACACCUUCCCAGCACUGCUCAAAACUAUGUGUGGUUAUCAAACGUUCUUUGCUGGGAAGUAUUUGAAUGAGUACGGAGCAGAGGAUGCAGGGGGAGUAGGUCAUGUCCCUCCUGGAUGGAGUUUUUGGUAUGCUUUGGAGAAAAAUUCAAAGUACUACAACUAUACUCUUUCAGUAAAUGGCAAAGCACGAAGGCAUGGUGAGAACUACAGUGUAGAUUAUCUGACAGAUGUACUGGCCAACAUGUCAUUGGACUUCUUGGAGUAUAAAUCUAAUUUUGAACCUUUCUUUAUGAUGAUCUCAACCCCAGCACCACACUCCCCUUGGACAGCUGCUCCACAGUAUGCAAAGAGCUUUCAGAAUGUCAGUGCACCAAGAAACAGCAAUUUUAAUAUUCAUGGAAAGAACAAGCACUGGUUAAUUCGACAAGCAAAGACUCCAAUGACUAACUCUUCAAUACAGUUUCUUGAUGAUGCUUAUAGAAGGAGGUGGCAAACUCUGCUGUCAGUAGAUGACCUAGUAGAGAAGCUAGUGAAGAAACUGGAACUGAAUGGAGAAUUAGAUAACACGUACAUCUUUUACACAUCAGACAAUGGCUAUCACACUGGACAAUUUUCUUUGCCAAUAGACAAACGGCAGCUGUAUGAGUUUGAUAUCAAAGUUCCAUUGCUAGUUCGAGGACCAGGGAUAAAACCAAAUCAGACAAACAAGAUGCUUGUUGCAAAUAUUGAUUUGGGUCCCACUAUUCUGGAUAUCGCGGGGUACGACUUGAAUAAGACCCAGAUGGAUGGGAUGUCACUAUUACCGCUGUUGAGAGGAGACAAAAAUGUGACAUGGAGAUCAGACUUCCUGGUGGAGUACCAAGGAGAAGGAUACAAUGGCAGUGAUCCUACCUGUCCUGGCCUAGGACCUGGAGUGACACACUGCUUCCCAGACUGUGUCUGUGAAGAUUCCUAUAACAACACAUAUGCUUGUGUGAGGACACUGUCAACUUCCUGGGAUCUACAGUACUGUGAAUUUGAUGACCGGGAGGUGUUUGUGGAAGUGUAUAACUUGACUGCAGAUCCACACCAGAUCAAUAACAUUGCUAAAACAAUUGAUCAAGAAAUUCUAGAAAAGAUGAAUUAUCGAUUAAUGAUGCUGCAGUCCUGUUCAGGAGCAACUUGCCGGACACCAGGUGUCUUCGAUCCUGGGUACAGGUUUGACCCACGGCUCAUGUUCAGCAAUCAUGGUGUUCGGGCUCGGAGGUUUUCUGCACAGUCCUUAUAAGGCAUUUAAGAGCCUCCUGCCAUCGCCUCCCACUGACCAGUUUCUCCAGUGACUGCAGCAGGUCUGUCUUGGUAACUCUCAUUGAUCACAGCUGGAAGACUUUUAAUGGGCUAUUCAAACCCUGUUUGGAAGAAAACCCCUUGUCUUUAGCUGGUUGCCUUGUGCAAUAUGUAUAUUUUACAGCUUGAACUGUAACUAAAUCAUUAGACACAGCUAAUCUGUCUUGCUCAGAUAGUUGAUUACCAUCUUUGUCUUUCAAGUACCUUUUCUUAUCACAGGCACAGAGGUGAACCUAUGCCUAUGAAUCUGAACAGUUUAUUUUGUUCUAAAAAUCAAUAAAUGCAUAUUUGAGUCAGGUUAGAUAGGCAGGUGCUAUUGCACAGUAAUGCUCACCCAUAUUCAGUGUCAUAGACUUUUCUUAAAAGUUAUGUUUAAUUACAGGUUUCCUGUAUCUAGCUCAAAGCUGUUAAUGACAAUAGCAAGCUAGCCCAAAGUAGCGUAGGAAGGCAUUAGUCAAAACUGUAGGAUCUGACUAGCAAGUGUCUUGGGCAGAAUUAAAAUCCAUAUGCUAAAUAUUCUCUUUCAAUAAGACCACUUCAGAUGAGACCAAUGAAUUUUGUAGGACAGCUUUGGUAGCUUCCAAACAAGAACGUAAUUUCAACUUCUAGUUUGUAAUGCUGGAAUGGGUUACUACGUACUACUGAGAAAACUCUUAGGGUUUAGUAUAGACUUCCUAGUGAGUUAAACAAGAGAGUGUUGAGACUAACUUAAAGUUUUCAAAUAAGCGUGC
Pterocles gutturalis (yellow-throated sandgrouse) is the source of this 2254-nucleotide messenger RNA. It is a transcript of the gene GNS, whose product is annotated as glucosamine (N-acetyl)-6-sulfatase. Gene Ontology annotation, biological process: glycosaminoglycan metabolic process. The record is from RefSeq and is a predicted model, not a curated record. The transcript has 13 exons. Gene Ontology annotation, molecular function: N-acetylglucosamine-6-sulfatase activity; glycosaminoglycan binding. The annotation marks the transcript as partial. Lineage: Eukaryota; Metazoa; Chordata; Aves; Pterocliformes; Pteroclidae.